CAUGCAUCAGGAAACCCUGGAAAUACCUGGUGUUCUCACAGCAACUAUAGUGUUGGUAUAUAAAUAGUUUGUCUACAAAUAUAUAGGAUUAACGGUUCCAUACUGGGACAGCGUGACUACAUAGGAUUAUCGUGUCUACAUAGGAUGAAAGUGACUACACCUGUAUACAGUAUCUACAUCGGAUUCUACAUUAUAUUAAAAUGUUAGAUUAAAGUAUGAUUGAAGUGUCUACACAUGUAUAAUGUAUCUAGAUAGGAUUUAGGUGUCUACACACGGACAAUAUAGAUAUUACUUGGGUAUCAGACACUCCUAUAUAGUAGAAACGUGUCUUUACAGAACUUGUAGUAUUUUGUUUUCACAAUAUAUAGGAGGUAAUCGCCUGCUGGAAAAUAAAGUGUCCUGUGUAAACAGCGUGUAUAUGCAGCUGAUUUAACGGAAAUAACGCGUUUUCAUGGAAUAAUAGAAUACUUUGUACAUGCCUGUUGGUAUUUGGAAUUGUGAACAAUCUACAUACCGGAUUAUCGAAAUCACAGGUAAUUAACAAUCAGGAACUGGACACCUGUGACGAUGAAGCUGGACAGUGUUACGUUAGAGACCGUGUUCGUCACGUGCUGUGCUAUUCUGUCAGGUUACAAAAGUCAAAGCAUUGGUCGACGGUCAUCGCAAUGUUCUAACCAAGGCGAGCUGGUUAAAGGCCUGUGUGCCUGCUUCCCUGGGUACAGUGGGUACGAUUGUAGUCAACUCGACCCAUCCUUGGAGUUGUCUUGUAUCAAUCCUUAUGCGACGGUAGAAAAGGUGUGUUCCGGGCGUGGUCAGUGCGUGGGUGGUCAGUGUCAGUGUAACAGGCGACGGUCGAGGCGACCGGACAAGUACAGUGGUGAAUAUUGUGAGUGUGACGACUACAGCUGUCCGUUCUACAUGGGAAAGAUGUGUGGGGGUAAUGUGCGGGGAAGAUGUCAGUGCGGGGUGUGUCAAUGUGGGCCCGACUACACGGGCGAAGCCUGUGGUUGUAGCCGUAUGACGGACGGAUGUGUUGCCUCCGACGGGAGCCUCUGUAACAACCAAGGAUCUUGUGUUUGUGGUUACUGUCAAUGUAACAAGGACAGCAUUUACAGGGGCGUGACCUGUGAAGAGAACCCGGCUAAUGCGUGUCAGGACCUGAAGCAAUGUAUCCAGUGCCGAGUUUUCAGGAGUGGUCCCUUGUCAUCGGCCGAAUGUGCUAACCACCCAGUCUGCUCCAACCUUCGGAUACAUUCUGUGGAAAAGUUUAUAGAAUCCCGAUCAGAAUAUAUAUGUGACUUCAAAGACGAAGAUGGCUGUGUUGCUAAGUUUGGCUACUCCUACGAAAAAACUGGCGCAAAGUUCGUGCAGGCAUGGACAGUAAAACAAUGUGAAAGGCCUGAGUAUAAUGAAAUAGAAGAGGCUUUGAACUCGGAGGUUAACCCCGUACAGAGUGACGCACCAACUGGUUUCCAGGAUAACGGAAACUCGAAUAGUAAUGUCGGCGCUGUACAUUCGGUCAGCGUCAUAGCGGCUUUCAGAACCAUACUGGUGGUGUUAAUUAUGUUCUUGUUAUAGUGACAAAAUAUGUUCUGACAGUUAAUAAAUGGCAGGUUAAAAUUUGGAAUUGCUCAUCUACAGACAGUGAUAGAGAGAGUCAGCUGCCGGUAGAGACUACGGGUGAUUCAGGACCAGGGAUAAUAAAAGUUUUCACUCAACUGUAUCCGGUUUUAAUAAGUGAUUUGUGGACGAUUCGGAAUCUCAAAAGAAGACGAAAAACAAAGCCGAUUAACGAUUAAGACCAGAAGAGAACAAUGAUGUUACAUCCUGCUAUAUUCACAAAAAUGAAUUCGGCUUUUACAUGUGUCUCUGACCAGCAGGAGUCUUGGUACUUUGGCUGUGGACAGCACAGGUAUCCGUAUGGGAUUUACUCGUUUCCUUUCAGCCGUUCACCAAGUUCUCAUCUAGUAUUGAUCUCUAUUAUUAAAGUAAUGUUGGAUCGUUUGUGACGUAUGUACUUUAUGUGUAUACGUCAUCAGAAUUGUGAUAAUACAACCUGCUGUGUACCACAUGUGAUGGUUACAGUGUGACGGAGUGCACACGCUAAUGGCUGAUACAGUAUGACGUUCUAAGCAUCUUACUGCUUUUUCACAUUGAAUCAUUGUUCUCUCAUCGGGUAGUUAAUUUGUGACGUAUGACACGUCAUUGCUGAAUCUAUGACAUCAUGCGCCGUUUAUCGUAUAUUAAAACUUUUGUUCCGAGUAUCAUUGAUAUACCACGAUAUGAAUACAUCCUGGACUGUGUAUAUAUACCGUAAUAUUACAUUUGUGGUGUGUUGUGUUGUCAUCUUCGCAAAUAUUAAGACGUUAUAUGGUGUAAUUGUGUCCACAUAGAUAUUGUGUUGUGAUCCUAUUGGUUUAAAUAUCAUUGUAACUGCUCCUUUCAGACGUGCUUUUUAAAUGUCAUCGUAUACAUGUUUCGACUUCCACAUCUAGAAAUGGAGAGGUCAAACAUAUCCUAGUAUAGAAUAUAAAGUCUGGAUAAUCAAAGUACUGUGAUUAUCGAUUUCUACUUCGACCCUAUGAACAUUCUUGUCUCUAGUUGGAGACCAAGGUGUACCACCCAACAGAGGAGGGUGUUACUGAGCAGAUAUAACUUUGCAAAGGUCUUUUCAAUAUGGCUUUCACUAGUAAUUUCACUGUAACAUAUUUCUGUUUGUGAUUGUUACUGUGUAUAUGUGACUUGUGUGUGAAUGUUACUGUGUAUAUGUGACUUGUGUGUGAAUGUUACUGUGUAUAUGUGACAUGUGUGUGAAUGUUACUGUGUAUAUGUAUAUGUGACGUUUGUGUGCGGAUGUUACUGUGUACACGUAGAUGUGACGUUUGUGUGCGGAUGUUGCUGUGUACACGUAAAUGUGGCGUUUGUGUGCGGAUGUUACUGUGUACACGUAGAUGUGACGUUUGUGUGCGGAUGUUGCUGUGUACACGUAGAUGUCACGUUUGUGUGCGGACGUUACUGUGUACGCGUAAAUGUGACGUUUGUGUGCGGAUGUUACUGUGUACACGUAAAUGUGACGUUUGUGUGCGGAUGUUACUGUGUACACGUAAAUGUGACGUUUGUGUGCGGACGUUACUGUGUACGCGUAAAUGUGACGUUUGUGUGCGGAUGUUACUGUGUACACGUAAAUGUGACGUUUGUGUGCGGAUGUUACUGUGUACACGUAGAUGUGACGUUUGUGUGCGGA
Ylistrum balloti is the source of this 3244-nucleotide messenger RNA. RefSeq names its product integrin beta-3-like. The record is from RefSeq and is a predicted model, not a curated record. The coding region runs from base 568 to 1578 and encodes 336 amino acids. The transcript has 11 exons. Lineage: Eukaryota; Metazoa; Mollusca; Bivalvia; Pectinida; Pectinidae. Gene Ontology annotation, cellular component: integrin complex; focal adhesion; cell surface. Gene Ontology annotation, biological process: cell migration; integrin-mediated signaling pathway; cell adhesion mediated by integrin. Gene Ontology annotation, molecular function: integrin binding.